AUGUUGGACUUGGACCGGAUACUGGAGGACGUGAAGGAGUGCCGGACGGUGCCGGAGCAGGACGUGCAGGAGAUGUGUCUGCUCGGACAGGAGCUGCUCAUACAGGAGGCAAACAUCCAUGUGAUCGAGGCGCCGGUGGUGGUGUGCGGGGACAUCCACGGGCAGCUGCACGACCUGGUGACGCUGUUCAAGAUCGGGCAGGAGCCGCCGGCGAGCAAGUACCUCUUUCUGGGGGACUUUGUCGACCGGGGGUUCUACUCGCUGGAGACGUUUCUGCUGCUGCUGGCGUACAAGCUCAAGUACCCGAGCCGGGUGUUUCUGAUCCGCGGGAACCACGAGUCGAGGCAGAUCACGUCGGUGUACGGCUUCUACGACGAGUGUGUGCGCAAGUACAGCAGCGCCAACGUCUGGCGCUACUGCUGCGAGCUGUUCGACUACCUCUCGUUGGGGGCGUACGUCGUGGGCAGCCGCGGCGGCCGGGACGGCGUCUUCUGCGUCCACGGCGGCUUGAGCCCGAGCCUCGAGUGUCUGGACGAGAUCCGCCUCAUCGACCGCAAGCAGGAGGUUCCGCACGACGGCAGCAUGUGCGACCUGCUCUGGUCCGACCCGGAGAAGGACAUCCAGGGCUGGGCCCUGUCUCCGCGGGGGGCCGGCUACCUCUUUGGCGAGACCGAGACCCGCCGCUUCCUCCACGUCAACGGCCUCUCGCUCGUCGCCCGGGCCCACCAGUUGGUCAUGGAGGGCUACCGCGAGCUGUUUGCCGGCGGCUUGGUCACCGUGUGGUCUGCUCCGAACUACUGCUACCGCUGCGGCAACGUCGCCGUCAUUCUGCGCCUCGACGACGCCCUCUCCCGCGAGUACACCACCUUCGAGAGCAGCUACACCGCCGACCAGCCGCUUGCCGCCGGGCCCUCCGCCGCCACCAACACUGCUGCCGUCGGCGAGCUCCCCAGCAAGCGCCCCGUCGUGGACUACUUUCUCUGA
Molecule: messenger RNA, 984 nt
Organism: Pichia membranifaciens NRRL Y-2026
Lineage: Eukaryota; Fungi; Ascomycota; Pichiomycetes; Pichiales; Pichiaceae
Exons: 1
Coding region: 1-984 (327 amino acids)
Biological process (GO): peptidyl-serine dephosphorylation; double-strand break repair via homologous recombination
Cellular component (GO): cytoplasm; nucleus
Molecular function (GO): protein serine/threonine phosphatase activity
Source: RefSeq, a predicted model, not a curated record